Messenger RNA from Angiostrongylus costaricensis, 738 nucleotides. The record is from the annotation of a GenBank genome assembly. NCBI's taxonomy places the organism in Eukaryota, Metazoa, Nematoda, Chromadorea, Rhabditida, Metastrongylidae.
AUGAAUUCUAUUCGCCCAGGUCCACCAGUUGUAAGGCCGAAUCCUCUCCACAUCACUUUCAAGAAUCCGAACUGGCCGGCAAAUUUUAUCACUCCUGAGAACGCUCUCGAGUAUUUUUGUAACUCAGACAAUGCGUUCUACGACAAGAGCUCAUGUAACGAGAACGUGCGUAUGCAGAACAUAUCACGCCCCCUGGAAGAAUGUCUGCUAUCGAUGACAGGUAUACAGUAUGUUUUGUGGAGUGCUCAACCUCCUUUAUAUGUAAUUUGUAAGCAUCGUCGAAACAAUGUGCAAAAUGUGACGCCACUUGCAUACUACUACAUCAUUAAUGGAACAGUCUAUCAGGCUCCCGAUGUGUACACUUUUGUGCAAUCUCGACUGUUAGGAGCUGUGGAACCGUUAAAAAACGCCUUCGACCACGUCAUACAAUAUUCACGAUAUAACGUAGCAAAAGGCUACUACUGGCAGUUUGACAAGAAACCAACUAUGAAACGAGAGGAUGAAAAGUCAGAGGAAGAAAAACCACUUCAAGCGCGGAGUACACAUUUCCAAAAGACACGAACUCAUAUGCUGAUGCAGAACCUAUUUGAGAUGUUUCCUGCUGGAAAUGAUCCAGCUGAGAAAUCUGAAGCUAUGGAAUUGGAUGAGAAGCCUGAAUCGAACGGAGAUGUAACUCAUUCACAGGCUACGGGAUCAGCAGCCAAUUUGCCUGGGAUUUCUGCGACAAAGCCAAAGUAG